Molecule: messenger RNA, 1476 nt
Organism: Penicillium verhagenii
Lineage: Eukaryota; Fungi; Ascomycota; Eurotiomycetes; Eurotiales; Aspergillaceae
Exons: 1
Coding region: 1-1476 (491 amino acids)
Biological process (GO): proteolysis
Molecular function (GO): aspartic-type endopeptidase activity
Source: RefSeq, a predicted model, not a curated record
AUGGUUUUCAAGCCAUUAUUAUUGGGCGCCUGUAUAGCGUGGACUGGGGCGAGGGCAUUGUCACUCCACCAGCGCGAUGUACCUGCUGUUGUCAAACUCCCGAUUCAACGCGGAAGCGACAAACCAAAUCGAUUGGCAAAAAGGGCAGAUGUUGUCUCCAACUCCUUCGGAGUAGCGGUAUGUCUUUUUUUCUUUACUCAUAUUUCCGACGAUCAGGGACUGAGAGUUUUGCAGGAUCCCGGACUCCUUCCCAUGUACUAUUUUGACCUCGACAUUGGUACUCCACCCCAAACGAUUCAAGUUGGGCUGGAUACAAGUAGUGGCUAUCUCGCAGUUACGGCCACUAAUUCAUCAUGGUGCAAAACCUCAAACUGUUCGAGUUCUAUUUUCGAUGUCGGUGCCUCUUCAACGUACCAGUUUGUAAACGAUGAUUUCAACCACACAUAUGCCGGGGGUGGAUUGUACGGUAAUGAAGUUUUCAUUGGAGACUUUGGGAGCGAUGAUGUGGUCAUAGAUGAUAUCUCACUAUCAGCCAUGGACCUAGCAGUGAAUUAUGCCGACUCCACCGGCCAUGUUCUUGGCCUGGGGUAUAUUCCGGGAAAGGAAUCGGAUGCGCCUGCAACGAUUCUUCAGGCGUUGAUCGACGGUGGUCAUAUCAAGUCAGCUGCAUAUAGUCUAUGGGUGGAUGAUUCGACGGAUGAGGGGACAGAAGGAACUAUCCUUUUUGGUGGUGUGAAUACGGCCAAGUAUACCGGUGAACUGCAUACUAUGUCUAUCCCGGCAUUGGAUGGGGUACACUACCUCCCGGUGGUGCUGGUGACGGAGGUUACUCUUCAAAAUGGGACCUCGAGGAGUCAAACAUCUGAUCUACCUGCUUAUAUGGCGUUGGAUUCACUGAGCACGAAGACAUUCCUCCCGAAUAAGAUCGUUGAGGGAAUAUAUCAAGACUUGGACGUUUUAUGGGAUGACACAGUAGUGCCAACAAUCGACUGCGCCAUGAGUCAGAGCAAUUACAAUAUAACGUUCACUUUCAUCGACUUCAGCAUCAGCAGCCCGCUCAGUGAUUUCAUCGGCAAGGGAGAUGGUGAUACAUGUGAGUUCGAUAUUAUCCCAAGUUUCGGCGAGACGUUAGUGCUAGCAGACAACUUCCUGCGCAAUGCCUAUGUGGUCUACGAUCUAUCGAACAACGAAAUAUCUAUGGCUCCGAGGAAUCUCGAAGAAAGCGAGGAUCAAAUCCUGGAGAUUGGCAGUGGAACCACGUCCAUCUCCGGCGUCUUUGAAUCAACAACUGCAGUGGCGACAGUUCCGACUGCUGUUGUAAGCCCAUCGCAGGUUCUGAAUUUCCCUGCUAAAUCCACCACGAGCGCUUCGACUGCUACUUCAACUAGCAGCAAGGGAUUGGCAGCUGCUCCCACCGCCAACCCCAACAACAUUAUGGCUGGAAUUGUCGGGGCGGGGCUUUUGAUGGUUCUAUAG